UAUAAUUUCGCCGCCCAUUCAUUUAAUCUAAGUUUUCAUAUCAUCUCUCUCAUACUUUCCUUCAAGACCGAGUAUACCUCCCUCAAAUAUAUUAUUAUUCAUUUUAGUUUUAGUUUACCCACUUUCCUACUUCCAAGAUCUCAGCCUUAGAUUUUCUUAAUUUCCCCAACAGAUCUCCACACACUCUCUCAAAAACAUUAACAAAAAACUGUUAAUGUUAUUGCCACUAUUUAUGAUUUUGGUGACACCAAUUGUUGUCACUUGUCAGGUCAAUACUUUGAUCUGAGCCUUGUAUACUUUGGUUAGAUCAAAGAUGAUGCCCAUGAGGACCACCGCAACCGACCCCGAUUUGAGUUCCCGGGCCACCGGUGAAUGGGAGGUCCGGCCCGGAGGAAUGCUGGUCCAGAAACGAGAUCCGAAUGACGAACACAACCCGCUAACUAUUAGAGUUCGUGUGAAAUACGGGUCUAUAUACCACGAAAUCAAUAUUAGUUCUCAAGCUACAUUCGGGGAAUUGAAGAAGAUGUUAUCGGGCCCGACAGGAUUACACCAUGAAGAUCAAAAACUUAUGUACAAGAAUAAAGAGAGGAGCUCGAAAACAUUUUUGGAUGUUGUCGGUGUGAAGGAUCGGUCGAAAAUGGUGUUGGUGGAAGACCCGAUUAGCCAAGAAAGGCGGUACGUCGAGAUGAGGAAGAAUGCAAUGAUGGAGAAGGCUGCUAAAGCGAUUUCGGAGAUUAGUUUGGAGGUCGAUAGACUCGCUGGCCAGGUGUCGGCGCACGAAUCAGUUAUCUCGAAAGGGGGGAAAGUGGCGGAGAAGACGUUGUUAGUUCUGAUCGAGUUAUUGAUGAACCAACUACUGAAACUGGACGAAAUAAUCGCGGAAGGAGAUGUAAAACUACAGAGAAAAAUGCAGGUGAAAAGGGUUCAAAAGUACGUGGAAACUCUAGACGUUUUAAAGAUUAAAAACUCGAGUCAAGUCCAGGAACAGCCGGCUUCGCGAAACCAAGAACAUGGAAGUUCAAACACUGACUGGCCGCGGUCAUUUCCUAAUUCGAGACGGUCAGUUGGGAAUUUUUCGUCGAUUCCAGCGGUGCCAAAACCGCGACAGCCAUCCACAUCAGGGGAAGUUGUGGUGACUACAAAAUGGGAGACCUUUGAUUCCAUGCCCACACCUUUGCCAGCACCACCAUCAAAUACAAUACACCCUAAAUUUAGCUGGGAUUUACUUUAAUAAAUAUAUUGAUAGAUAGAUAAUAAUAUGGUCUAGUGUGUGAAAAUUGGUCUCUAUAGUCUAUGUUCUAUUCUUUUGUGUAGGGUCAUUUGUUAUACUAAUAAACAGGAUCAGUUAUUGAUA
Helianthus annuus (common sunflower) is the source of this 1354-nucleotide messenger RNA. Its product is annotated as BAG family molecular chaperone regulator 2. The transcript is spliced from 3 exons. Gene Ontology annotation, cellular component: cytoplasm. Gene Ontology annotation, biological process: protein stabilization. The coding region runs from base 314 to 1231 and encodes 305 amino acids. Lineage: Eukaryota; Viridiplantae; Streptophyta; Magnoliopsida; Asterales; Asteraceae. Gene Ontology annotation, molecular function: adenyl-nucleotide exchange factor activity; protein-folding chaperone binding. The record is from RefSeq and is a predicted model, not a curated record.